Molecule: messenger RNA, 384 nt
Organism: Paramecium sonneborni
Lineage: Eukaryota; Ciliophora; Oligohymenophorea; Peniculida; Parameciidae
Source: the annotation of a GenBank genome assembly
AAUGUUUUUAUUGCUUCUCUUAGCAUUUGUUCAACCAAUCCCUAUUUCAGAUCAAAUUCAACCUACCUUCCUUAUUAAACUCGAUACAUAAGAAAACAAAACUAUAUAAACCAACGAAGUAUUCUUAUUAGAAAUUGCAGAUUAUUUACAAGGAACACCUUUCUAUAAUUUUUUAGGUUAUAUCAUCUUCCUUAUUCAUCUAGAUUUAGAUAAUAAAGAUAAUCAAACCAAAAGAAUAGUUAUUGCCACUGUUUUGUCUAUUGUUCUAAUAGUCGUUUUGUGUGUGAUUAUUCAAUUUAUCUUGGAUAUAGCCAAAUAAUCCAAUAUUUAAUUAAGUAUUGAAAAGAAGUCAAACUUCUCUGAUUGAUAAGUUUUACAUCCAUG